This is a messenger RNA of Microsporum canis CBS 113480, 1917 nucleotides long. Its product is annotated as leucine Rich Repeat domain-containing protein. The record is from RefSeq and is a predicted model, not a curated record. The transcript has a single exon. Bases 1 to 1917 code for a protein of 638 amino acids. Lineage: Eukaryota; Fungi; Ascomycota; Eurotiomycetes; Onygenales; Arthrodermataceae.
AUGGCAGAUGUCUUUCCACCAUCGUACGAAUCCGCCACUACACGAGAUGUAUGGCCGGUGAUUGCACCGUAUAUUCUCUGUGCAGCAGACCUAUGCUCUGCCUCUCUCGUCUGUCGCACAUGGCAUGAGAUAUUUGUCCCGAUCUUAUGGGGUGCUCCAGCCUCGCAUUUUGGGGCCAGAGAUGACGCCGUCUAUGGUGAGCAAUACCAGAACCCUCACAGCAAGAAGCAUCUAUAUUCACUGCAAAUUAAUACGGCAAAAGUCGCCUUGACUCGAUUUAGGAGAGUGCUGAACAUAUCACGUUCAAGUGUUCGGCAGUUCACGCAUACCUUACAUCUUCCGCCUGCGCUGUCAGAGAUAUAUGGUGAACCGCCGCCGAGUUGGCUGCAUGAUUUUGUGGAAUAUCUCCCCAAUCUGCAGUCUCUACUUGUUUCUAGGCUUCCCUUCUUUGAUCACGGGUCUCUCGUCGCGCUGGGAAAAGGAGAUGAGUAUAAUCUCCGUCUCCUGCUAGCUGAACGUGAGCUGAAUGCGACUUCAGUUGGGUUGACUGCUGCACUGAAGCGUUUCCUGCGCCUGGUAUAUCUUGACCUAUCAUAUACCACUGCUGCAAGGGAUUCUGUGGUUCUCUUUGCCUUGAGCCAGCUGCGAGAUCUACAGGUUUUUAAGCUACGGGGGGUUGGGUUGCAGGAUGAUGAUAUGGCAGUUCUGUCUAGGUCUAUUCAGGAUCGUGUCAGGGUCCUUGAUAUUCGAGACAACCGUCUUUCUGAUCGAGGGCUGAGCCUUUUAACCAGGUAUUGCUUCCUGCCAUAUGGUGGGGGUCACACUGGCGCUCAUGUAAAUGCACAUUUUGGCCCUCUGACGGGUGCUUUACUUGCUGGUUCUAUCCGUAGUGAACGGCUCGACGGUCAUCUCUUACGGCUGUUCACAAGACGGCUAAGUGGGCUUUCUGCACUGGAAGAGCUCCCACAUGCUGGCAUAACUCAUCUAUACGUUGCAGGCAAUAAAAUAUCUGCGGACAGCCUAAUAAGCCUACUGCAUACAAGGAGGUUGAAUGUGUUGGAUGCUGGAGAUGUGGACACCAAAAUGGAGAAACUUAUACCAAUAUUCAGGAGUCCAACUGCACAAGGACUCACUUAUCUUAGAGUACACCAUUCCAUAUUAACGCAUGGAACGAUUGGUGUCGACUAUGUGCCAUCCAAGGAGACCCGUGAUGGUCUACCCUUGAACGAAAAGGAGCCAUCAAUGAUCCAGAGACUGCUGGCGAAGAGGCCGACUUUGUACCAGGAGACAGCGGAUAAACCCCUGUGUCUUCAUCCCUCCAACAUCUCCCAUAUUCAAACAUUGGUUCUUAUAGAUGUACCGGCGUUUGUUCCCGAGUCAUCUCCCAUCAUUUCUUCACUCACUCGCUUCAUCUCCGCCUGUGCAGAUGAGUCUCUUCUUGCCUCGCUGCAAGCCCAGUCAAACUACUCCCUCCCCCCGGGCCAGUACCGCGCCAAAGCAAUCCAGCAACACUCAAAGGAGCUAUUUGCUCUUAACACAAUCGUCUUAGAAGUGGCACCUACCGGAAAGCUGGAUAAACUGGAGACUCUACCCACCUGGGCUCCUACAAGCUACUACCAGCCAGGUACUUUUAAAUCCAGUACUGGGGAUCUAGACUCUGAGAAACUGUGGGCAGCAGCAGCAAAUGAUUUCAGUUUCUUUGAUCAAGACGAAGAAGGUCAGGGGGUGCGCUCAGCAUUAGACUCAGUCCGAGAUCAACCUCCAGCUCGGAUGGUGGAUUUGAUAGCUGAAUUAGCGGCGUUCCGACGAGAGAAACGAGAUGCAUAUAAUAAUAAGAUCCAGAACAAGCACAGUAGAAUACUAACUGCCGAUGGCCACUGGAAGGGAGAAGUAAAGAUCGUGAGGAGCCGUCUUUGA